Messenger RNA from Cryptosporidium muris RN66, 486 nucleotides. RefSeq lists its product as uncharacterized. Gene Ontology annotation, biological process: rRNA processing. The record is from RefSeq and is a predicted model, not a curated record. Lineage: Eukaryota; Apicomplexa; Conoidasida; Eucoccidiorida; Cryptosporidiidae. Bases 1 to 486 code for a protein of 161 amino acids. The transcript is spliced from 3 exons.
AUGGCAUCUAUAAAGACAAUUUCUACAGUUGCUUCAAGCAUACUUUCUAGAAAUUUGGAUAAGGAAGAUCCUAUUUUUGCUGAAAAGAAAACUUCUUUAUUAAAAAGGCCAAGUAAAAAAAGUACAAAAAAGAAGUCAAAGCACAUAAAUGAUUAUUUGCAAAGGAAACAAAUUGUACAUUGCAAACCAGAUACCACGAAACAGGAAAUUGAGAAGAGUUUGAGGACACUCGCAACAAGAGGUGUAGUAAAAUUACUUAACAUGAUUAUAAAGUACAAUGGAAAUAAUCAGUGUAAUGAAACAGGUUCUAGUGAUAAAAAGAAGGUACUAAAAAAAGUUAAAAGAGAUAUAAGAAAUAAGAUAGCUAACCAAAAUAUAGUGGACUCAAAUAAUGAAGCUAAUAAUAACCAAGUUUUACAGAAGAGUAACAGGUUUGAUAUAGUUAUGCGUGGUUUGAAGGGUAAUAAUGAUGAAUUCAAUGUAUAA